AUGGCACCUUCCUUCGAGGAACCACUGCAAGAACCCGUCGCGGAGGUGCUGGAGAACCCUCUUAAGAAGAAACCAGAACUCGUCGCCCCAGAACCUGAACACUGCCCUGGCCCCGAGUCUGAACAAGCAGGCAAAGGUGAUGCCUGUGACGGGUGUCCCAAUCAAGCGAUAUGUGCCUCUACACCCAAGGGUCCAGACCCGGACAUCCCUCUCAUAACCGAACGGCUCGCCGGUAUAAAACAUAAAAUCCUUGUUCUGUCCGGGAAAGGCGGCGUCGGAAAAUCUACUUUUUCUACUCUCCUGGCCCACGCAUUUGCUGCGAACCCCGACUCGACCGUUGGAAUUAUGGAUACGGAUAUCUGCGGUCCUUCGAUACCUAAGAUGAUGGGUGUCGAGGCCGAGACAAUACACGUCAGCAAUGUCGGAUGGAGUCCAGUAUGGGUGACGGACAAUCUAGGGGUCAUGAGUGUUCAAUUUAUGCUGCCCAACCGGGACGAUGCCGUUAUAUGGAGAGGCCCGAAGAAGAACGGACUCAUUAAACAGUUUUUAAAAGACGUCGAAUGGGGCGAACUGGACUAUUUAAUCGUCGAUACCCCUCCAGGCACAUCAGACGAGCAUCUCUCGGUAAAUUCCUUCCUGAAGGAAUCCGGCGUGGAUGGUGCGGUAGUGGUAACGACGCCACAAGAAGUAUCUCUCCUGGACGUGCGCAAAGAGAUCGACUUCUGUCGGAAGGCUGGGAUUCGAGUGCUCGGGCUGAUUGAGAACAUGUCUGGUUUUGUCUGUCCCAAAUGCACCCACGAAUCUCAGAUAUUCCGGGCAACGACAGGAGGAGGGCAGAAACUCUGUGCAGAUAUGGGCAUCCCUUUCCUGGGCUCGGUACCGUUGGAUCCGCGGAUAGGGAUGGCAUGCGAUUUUGGUGAAAGCUUCAUGGACAGUUUCCCAGACAGUCCAGCUUGCAAGGCAUUGCGACAAGUUGUAAGAUCAGUCGGCCGAUUGAUUGGCGAGGACCCCGACCAAGUUCUUCCGGAUGGACCGAUAUAA
Messenger RNA from Cladophialophora yegresii CBS 114405, 1041 nucleotides. Its product is annotated as cytosolic Fe-S cluster assembly factor nbp35. The transcript is spliced from 2 exons. Gene Ontology annotation, cellular component: cytosol. Gene Ontology annotation, biological process: iron-sulfur cluster assembly. Gene Ontology annotation, molecular function: ATP binding; 4 iron, 4 sulfur cluster binding; ATP-dependent FeS chaperone activity. The coding region runs from base 1 to 1041 and encodes 346 amino acids. NCBI's taxonomy places the organism in Eukaryota, Fungi, Ascomycota, Eurotiomycetes, Chaetothyriales, Herpotrichiellaceae. The record is from RefSeq and is a predicted model, not a curated record.